Fopius arisanus is the source of this 1268-nucleotide messenger RNA. RefSeq lists its product as uncharacterized. The record is from RefSeq and is a predicted model, not a curated record. NCBI's taxonomy places the organism in Eukaryota, Metazoa, Arthropoda, Insecta, Hymenoptera, Braconidae.
CAUUAUCACAGGUCAACAUUAUCUGACAAAGCUACGUAAUGGCAUCAGCAUAUGAGCGCGUAAAAAAGUGGCGACUGAUGCAUAAACAAAAUCAUUGUGUUGUCAACUUAAGUACGAGUGACAAUGAGCAGUUAGACCCAGUGGACACCGAUGGACAGUCUGGACAAUGUCUAAAUGAGAUUAAGUCGGACAUGAGAAAGGAUGUAUCCAUGACUAACUCAUCAACAUCAAAUGCUUCUGCGUGUUCGAAUACCUGCAAUUCAUCGAUAAAUGAUUGUGUCAAAGCUGCUGCGAUGUCAAUGCUGAGGAGAAUCCCACAGGAGGUGGUGGUCAUGACAACAUAUCGUCGGAUAAUUCGAGUAUUGCCUCUACUGUCUCAAGUAAUCAUGACGAUCGAGCCGCCAAUGUAAAUUUCCAAGUCAUUCCUAACGUAAAACAAUGAAUUCAGCAGUGGGCAUUGAAACAUCGGAGUAAUGUGUCCCAUUUAUUCAUGUUGCUGAUGACGCCAAAAAAUUUAAAAUCCCUCUUGAGGAUCUUUCGGGUUUUUGGGGUGAAAAUUUUAUUGGAAUUUUCAAAAAUCUGGUCAAAUCUCAUAGUAAACCCCUAACACAGAUCAUUAAUCGCUUGGAUGAACAGCAGACUGGAAACAAUAUGAAAAUACAAAAAAAAUACGUGUUGAGUAACUGGGUUCUUUCUAAAAAAUCAGAGGUAUUCGAAAACUGGGUGACUGCAGAUUCUGUGAAAAUUCAUGAUGUUAUUUUGAAAGCAACACGGCCAGACAAUAUUAUUCAACUGACCAAUGGAGAAAUUUUUUCAAUCGAGAAAAUUUGGGUGAAAAAGCAGCUACCAAAGUUCUUCAAUGACCUUCGGGAAAUUAGUUUUGAAGGACGAAAGGGAAGCGACAUAAGAGAUGUUUUCAGUCACCCAACUCCCUCAUCAGAUAUUGGUAUUUUGCAGAUGAGAGGUUUCCAGAUCACGACUGUAUCAAUCACGGCUUCACAAUACCGUUCAAAAUGUUGUCUGUUACAUGUCAACUCCAAAAAGUUUGUAAUAAGAUUGUUACAUUCGGAAUUUGUAAAAUUUGAAGAUGAUUGAAGGGUCGAUUGGAGCAUUGAGGGUUGCUCAGUAAUCAAUGAAAUUUGAGAUUUAAAUUAAUUAAAAAAAGCUGAAGUCCGUCAACUAAAAAUUAUGGUUCAUAAAUAAAUUCAAGAGAAAUCAAACCUUCUUAUUUCUAUUAGUGGAUAUUAUUAUUACGCAUUCAUCUACGA